Molecule: messenger RNA, 351 nt
Organism: Capronia coronata CBS 617.96
Lineage: Eukaryota; Fungi; Ascomycota; Eurotiomycetes; Chaetothyriales; Herpotrichiellaceae
Exons: 1
Coding region: 1-351 (116 amino acids)
Biological process (GO): mitotic cell cycle; attachment of spindle microtubules to kinetochore
Cellular component (GO): DASH complex; mitotic spindle pole body; mitotic spindle midzone
Source: RefSeq, a predicted model, not a curated record
AUGUCCUACCCUCAUCGGCUCACCAACAUGUACCCCUCGACGUCCUCCACUUCCCACUCCAACGCCAGCGGCAGUGCAGGAAACACAUCCAUGCUGCGUCAAACCUCCCAGUCGCAAUCCAUCCUUCAAACCCGAAUCGCAGCGAAACGUGCGGAACUCGAGAACCUCCGAGCGCUGCGUGAUCUAAGCGCCAAUCUGGCGACACAGUUAUCCACACUUGAAGAGAAACUCGGUACACUGAAGGACGGAGCGCAAAGCGUUGCGCUGGUAUUGGCGAAUUGGGAGAACGUGCUACGCGCGAUUAAUAUGGCUGCAAGUAUGUGGUCCCCCAACCAGACGUACUCCUUUUGA